AUGCCCCCCAGGAAAGCGCGCAAUACUUCGCCUGCGGCUGAACGUCGCGAGCGUCUUACUCUGGCCAAAUUGGCCAGUUAUGACGACGUCGCAACCGAUGCGCUGGUAGACCAUGCCUACUUCUGGACCACAACUCGCAAGAACCGCACUAAGUACAGUCCCGCACGCGGUAUCCACGACGACGACAUUGGGCGCAUUCUCCUCCAUGAUGUUAUCGUCAAGAAGGACCUACCGGCCGCCGAACGCAAGUUGUUGGAGAUAUCAGGCCUCAAGAAAUACCUCGCCAAUCUCCGCAGCCCGCGUGAAAAGGAGUGGUUCCGCCGACAUCUCCGCAAGUACAUUCAGAUGUAUCUUCCAGAUUCUCCCUUCGAGGUUACCACAACCAACCGAUACAUUAUCACACAACACGAGGCUGCUAUUUGCGCUCGCAGGUUCAUCAAGAAGGGCGAGGAGAUCAAAUACCUUGCUGGAACCCUUGUAUCGAUGACGCACGAAGAGGAACUGGAUCUUGGCCUCACGCGCAAAGACUUUAGCAUUGUGAUGUCCAGUCGUCGCAAGACCCCAUCAUUCUUCCUGGGCCCCGCGCGCUUCGCUAAUCACGACUGUGACGCCAAUGGGAGUCUGACCACGCGUGGGAAUGAGGGCAUGUCUGUGGUUGCGAUGCGCACUAUACACGAGGGAGAAGAAAUUACGGUUUCUUACGGAGAAGAUUACUUUGGCGUUGACAAUUGCGAGUGCUUAUGCCAGACCUGCGAGCGGCUCGUUCGGAAUGGAUGGGCUCAAAAUGCCGAUUCGGACGCCAACAGCAGAGAAUCCAGUCCCGUGUCUGAUGUUGCAUCUGUGAACGAUAGCACCACAAGCAGGAAACGUCGCCGCAGCCCUCAAGUCGAUGAUUCGGACAACUCCUCAACCGUGUCUUGUUCCACCCCACGUAAGCGGGCGAAAUUCCAGCGACAGGUUUCCAAACUACGGAAAGAGAUUUCGGCUGCUGAACUUGCUGGUGAAUCUGUGCCCACCCCUGAAUCAGACGCUACUCCUGUCCCGGAAACUCUGCUCAUUCCAAGUACUAUCUUAUCCCAUACUUCACCUCAGGUGGCGAAGUUGAAGGGUGACCUCGCAGAACUGACUGCGGAUCAAUCACCCGGCUCACAAACACCGCUCUCCAUCACUGCAGAUUCGACCCAGCCCGAAGCAGCCACUAUUACAGACACAAUUGGGGGAAAUCAAGCAAAUGGAACUGACACUACGGAAUAUGACUCUCCUCACUCCGACGCCGACGAAUCUCACCGAUCGUCGAUUUCGACUUUGCCCACAACUGUGGACGAAGUUGGAACGAAAGUCAAAGCCGAGGAGGUCGCAUCAGAACCAAAUCAGGCCGAGGCACCUAAUGGCAAUAGUCGCUCUGAGGCUUCCCCAGAAGGCCGGAAUGACGCUGCUGAAGCCAACACCGAAAAACCAAAAGCGCGAAGGCCCUACACAAAACGGCGAUUCAUCGUGGACUCCGUCGAGACCGACUCCCAAGUUGCUCGAGUGCCUGGUGACUACACCAAGACUUCACGACUCCUUGCGCAAAAGUAUGAUCGAUGGGUAGAGUGUCAAACAUGCGAUUCCUGGUUCCUACAGUCAAACUCUUACCUGACUCGCCGUGAAUGCCCACGCUGUGAGCGCCAUUCCAAACUCUACGGAUUCCAAUGGCCAUACACCGACAAGAACCCCGACGGUGAUGAUCGCGUUAUGGACCACCGCACCAUUCACCGAUUUUUGUCCCCCGAUGCUCAAUCGCGCAUUAGCCGACGAGACCGCGGUGUCAGCUUCGGCAUCACCCCCACGCCUGAGCUGUCUGACACGCAUACUCCAGAAACGGAGACCAGCGACGCUAAUGAGUCGAAGCGAGAUGCGAGAGCAUCUCGCCGGCGCACCAGGGAGCUGCGUAUGACUAUGUAA
Molecule: messenger RNA, 1944 nt
Organism: Penicillium brevicompactum
Lineage: Eukaryota; Fungi; Ascomycota; Eurotiomycetes; Eurotiales; Aspergillaceae
Product: SET domain-containing protein
Exons: 2
Coding region: 1-1944 (647 amino acids)
Cellular component (GO): nucleus
Molecular function (GO): histone H4K20 methyltransferase activity; protein binding
Source: RefSeq, a predicted model, not a curated record